Folsomia candida is the source of this 1596-nucleotide messenger RNA. RefSeq names its product oxidoreductase AflY. Lineage: Eukaryota; Metazoa; Arthropoda; Collembola; Entomobryomorpha; Isotomidae. The transcript has 6 exons. The coding region runs from base 145 to 1305 and encodes 386 amino acids. The record is from RefSeq and is a predicted model, not a curated record. Gene Ontology annotation, molecular function: oxidoreductase activity.
GAGGCAUUACACUCUCACUACGUACAUAUUGAUUAUCAAACAAGUUUCAUCCUGUCAUAUGGAAGCACAAAUCUGUUCGUCCAUGACAAAAUACAUAGCGUUAAAUUUUUCAGUUUAAUUAAUUAACUAAAUAACCAAUUCAAAAUGUCUUUAAUCAAACCCGUACCUGGUGGGUUUGACCUAGUAAAAAAGUUACUGAGCGAAUCACACACAAAAUUCAGUAUUUUGUACAAAGUAUUUCUUGCAAAUCAUUUACCGCACGCGUUAUACACUCAUUGUUCCCUCGGAGCCUCUUUGCAGCGAAUCCAAGAAUACUAUGACGCGUACAUUCUAAAACUGGAACCGUUGAGAGACCCUGGAUUUGAAAUCAAUUUGAGCAAUGCAUGGAACUACAUGGGAAAUAAAGACGCUUAUCCAGAAUAUAUGCAAUUUUUCGACAAGGAAAUCCAAUCCCGCAAAAUUAAGGGGUGCAUGUCCAUAUUUUUUCCUAAAUUGAUCGGACUAUCGUUAGGUGAGGCGCUCCACCCACUUAUCCACAUCGGAUAUGGGUUAGAAUUUGAUAAUCCAGAAGUCCUAUCAGAAGGAUUUUCUUACGCUUGUACUUAUCCUUUGGAAGCAUCUUCUAUUCUGAUCGAGGUUGAACCACGGCCUGACCCAACAGAAUGGUGCUCUGUUAAUCAACUGCUUGAAACUGUCCGAGCCAUGGAGGUCCCCACGUUAAACCCAGCCAUGAAGAAUUUCCAUGAUAAGACAGAAUUCGUAAUAACUGAGUGGGUAGAGUUAAGAGACAUUUUAGAAAGUUGGGACCACUCCUGGCCUGGACCAGACGGAGAUGAUAAACUUUUCUCCAAGAAACUUGACGAGCUAACUGAGGCAGCAAUUCUACUUACAUUUUGCACACAUGCAGAUAAAAUCGACUUUUUUCUGGUCCACAUUCUAACCGCAAAUCAUGCCGUUCGAAGUAUUCUUCCUCACUUGGAGAAAUCCAGCUGGAAAAGAAGCAUCCUUCUCGCCAAUCUUCUGGGUCUCUUGACCACUUACGUAAUUCAAGGCAGACCAGAAGUCAAGCUCAAUUUUGUGGCAGAAUACACUCCAAAAAAUGCAGACCUGACUUGGGAGGAAAUUGUGGCAGACGCUGUGUCGAGGGAGGAGGAGCAUGUAUCAAAAGUCAUGAGGACACUUGUGGUUUACAUGGAAAGCGUACCAGAGGCUGAACGAGGACCCAUCUUUACGGACGUUUUUAUCAAAAAAUGUGCCCUGAAAGCGGUCGAUGCCGUGCAGGAUAUAAAUUCCUACCUUUUUUAAAAUGCCAAUAUCUUCGAUGUCAUUACACAGAAAAAUGAUUGAAACAGAAAUACAAGUAUUAAACUAUAUACACAUUUGGUCAAUAUGUUGGCCAUGCAGCGAAAUUAACGGAAAAUUACUUAAAUUUACUUAAAUUUCCAUCUAGGAUAAAGUUGUACGUAUGUGAAGUCGUCUAAAUUUCUGAGUGAUUAUAGUGCAUUUUAUUGUACCCCAUAUAAAUUAGCAUUAAUUCGAAAUCUUUUCAUCUUUAUUAAAAGUAAGAUUUCUAAUAAACUGUACACUUUUUCAAGC